Messenger RNA from Centruroides sculpturatus (bark scorpion), 645 nucleotides. Its product is annotated as SCAN domain-containing protein 3-like. The record is from RefSeq and is a predicted model, not a curated record. The transcript has a single exon. Lineage: Eukaryota; Metazoa; Arthropoda; Arachnida; Scorpiones; Buthidae. The coding region runs from base 121 to 645 and encodes 174 amino acids.
ACCAGCUAAAAUGAAAGACCAUCUUGAGAGAAUUCAUUCUGAUAAAAAGGAUAAAGAUCUUGAUUUUUUUUUUAAACACUUAAAAGAAAAUUUGCAACACGACAAAAUAUAAAAAGUUUUAUGAAGCCGUCUGCUUCUUCUAUAAUUGAUAUUGAAGGAGGCUUAAUCGCUUCAUACAAGAUUUCGCUCAAUAUAGCAAAAAAGGGAAAACCACACACAACUGCAGAAGAUAUAGUUGUACCUGCAAUUAAAGAUGUCAUUGAAAAUGUAAUGAAAAAAGACUCCGUUGAUGUUUUAAAGUGCUUACCAUUAAGUGCGAGUUCAGUAAAACGGCGUAUUGAUGAAAUGGCCGAAAACGUCGAAAAUAUAGUAGUUUCAGAGCUCAAAAAUUGCAAAUUUUCUAUUCAACUUGAUGAGUCUGUAUUUGGUGUUUCUUCUCUUCUUAUGGUUUACGUCAGAUAUUUUAGUAAAAGUAAAUGUCAAAUCAUUGAUGAAUUUUUAUUUGCUAAAUAUCUUGAAUGUGAUGGAAAAGUUCUGACAAUAUAUCGGAAUUUAGAAGAAUAUUUGAAUAAAUACGACAUUUCAAUUAACAAUAUAAUAUCAGUAGUCACAGAUGGAGCACCUGUUAUGGUAGGCUGUUACUGA